Molecule: messenger RNA, 1593 nt
Organism: Rubroshorea leprosula
Lineage: Eukaryota; Viridiplantae; Streptophyta; Magnoliopsida; Malvales; Dipterocarpaceae
Source: the annotation of a GenBank genome assembly
GGGAUUAAAGCUUUGAACUUUGAAGGGGUCUAAGGGAGUUGCUGAAGCUGAAGAGAGCUUCCGAGCUCAAUUCUUUGCCUUCUGUAAUCAAGUUUAGCUACAAACAUGCCCAAGUCCAAGCGUAACAAACAAGUUACAUUAUCAAAGACCAAGAAGAAGGGGAGGGAACAUAAAGAAACAAUAGUAAAUGCGAUAAGGGAGUCUGUGGAGAAGUACAAUUCUGUCUAUGUGUUCUCCUUUGAGAACAUGAGAAAUCUCAGGUUCAAGGAGUUCAGAGAACAGCUCAAACCAACCAGCAGAUUUUUCCUUGGGUCCAAUAAAGUUAUGCAGGUUGCUUUAGGUCGUUCUGCUGCUGAUGAGAUAAGACCAGGCAUUUAUAAAGUUUCUAAACUUUUGCGUGGAGAUUCUGGACUUUUUCUUACCAACAUGUCAAAAGAAGAAGUUGAGAGCUUAUUCAAUAAAUAUGAAGAUUACGACUUUGCAAGGACAGGAAGCAUUUCAACCGAAAAGGUGGAACUUCCAGAAGGUCCUCUGGAACAAUUCACACAUGAGAUGGAGCCCUUUUUACGCAAGCAAGGGAUGCCUGUUCGCUUGAACAAAGGUGUUAUAGAACUUGUUUCAGACUUUGUUGUUUGUGAAGAGGGAAAGCCUUUGUCACCUGAGUCUGCUCGGAUACUGAGAAGUUUACUAAAGCUCAAGACACCUGUCGCAUGGCAUUCUUUGAACCGGCAAAGUUCAUUGGUUUGGUACCUUGAGGAUGCUAACCUUUGUAACUAUUGUCUUUCAAAUGCAACUGGUGUCCACCAAUUUCUGUUGGAUGAAAGAUGGGGAAAAUCCUCCUUUUGAUCUAACUGUUUAAAGUACUUCUACCAAAAAGAAAAAAACAACAACAAAGAUGAAGAAGAAGAAGAAGAAAGAAAGAAGGAAAAAGUUAUAUAUGUUUCUCUUUCUCUGGGUAUCUGGACAUUGGAAUUGAAAUUACUUGAUGAUCCUUUUAUAAAUUUGCAGCGCCUGUUGGGGAUCAAGAUGGCUACCUUUCGGCUCCACUUGAUCUGCAGAUGGGGCCCUGAGGAUUUUGAACUUUAUAAAGAAGGGCUAGAAGAUUCAGAUGUUGAAUCUGCCUAAAGCGUUGACUUCAGAUUCAUUGAAGUUAAAAAAUCAAACUUUAAGAGAAGACUACAUGAUUAAUUAAAUCUUGCAAAUAAUGUUGUGGGAUCUUCUUCUUGACAGUUCUGAUACAGAAUGAUGGAGUGCCAGUGUUGCAGGUUAUUGCCAAGUUUUGUCCCAGCCAAUGGUGUUAAAAGUAACUAGUAUUCCCUUUUUAUUAGGAUGCUUGCUGUUGUGAAUUUUGAUACAUUUGUGGCAUUAAGGUGCCUUUCAAUGUAAAAUUUUGGCAGGUUAUGUUCGAGGAUUGCAAUUAACAACAUUAUUUGUGUACCAGACAUUUGAAUGGAAACCCGGAAAAGUAUUUGCUUUUAUGAAACCAACCUCAUAUUUGUCAUUUUGGUUGCUCAAGUUUCAUUGUUAUCAAAAAGCUAGAGAUCUGCUACCCCAGACUUUAAUUUUCUUUUUCAAUAAUAUAUCUUCUCUUUA